AUGACCUCACCUCCGAAGAAGUUCAUCGAAGACGAGGUCGAGUUCCUGGCAGAUGUUGCUGCAUUUCAUGAGAAGCGAGGGACUACCUUCGACCGUGAGGGCAAAGUCAGUGGACGUCCCAUCUCCCUACACAAGCUGUAUCGUCUGGUCAUGGAUCGCGGUGGCUAUGACGCCCUAUCUGCCGAACGCAUGCAAUGGAGAACUCUGGUGAAAGAAUUUGGUGUUGGGAAAAACCACGAAGCCGUUAUGACAUUUCAACUCAAAACCGUGUAUUACAGAAAUCUGGCCGCAUAUGAGAUCGAGACAUAUUGGGGCGAAAUUCCUCCUCCUCGGGAAAUUCUUGAGGACAUCAGUGCAAAGGGAGGUGACCUACGUGCACGAACCCUUGAGAACUUUCCUACCCCCAACACUCCCAAUUCACGUUCCCUUGCCCACCACGGGCUGGACGGCACCAUCGAUGCAGACGCACAGGAAUCCGCAGAUGAGGACAAGUUGACUACGCCGAAGCGUGAAAAACCAGAGCCCGAAGAACUAGGAAGUGCUGGACGAUAUCCUACUCGUCAACUCAGACAGGACCCUAAACGCACCCAAAUGUACCAGCCAGAUUCCCUUCCCGCGAGAGCCCGAACCCUGCGUGCCACUGAUUCCCCAUCCACGCCAACCGCGCCGCAACAACCUCAACCCAGUGGUAGCAUAGAAGAUCCUAGACACCCAGCAUUUGACUGGUAUGAGCACUACAAACCCAAGCAAUCUCUUGCUCUGACGUUGCGGCCUCACCUGACUCCGGGCAACAACCCCAUUGAAUUCUACUCCCGCAAAGCCCAACGUAAAGCACAAACUAAGUCGCGUCUCACCACGAAUCAGCAGCAAAACUUACGCCCCUUUCUGCCGAACCAGAUGAAUGGUCCAAGCAUUUAUUUGAGGUGUCUGUAUGGUUUGCGCUCCGGGGUGGCGAGUGAACAAAAGUUUGCACUGCAUCAUCUUGUUAAGGUCUCGUAUGAGCGCGGGGAUAAAUACAAAUUCGAGGGCUUCCCAUUCCUUGCUGAAUCUCUGGUCGAGAAAGCCCUAGAAAUCACUCAGCUCGCCACUGGAGUCAGAUGGACGGUCACAUAUGGCGAAGAUGAUGGGGAUUCCCCUGCGAAUACCUUGAACGCGGCUUUUGGAACGUCCAACUUGCUUGAACGAAUACAGUUAUCACAUGUUGAUUCAACCGAGGUCGUUGAAACCGAUGAGUCGUCGGAACGUUUGGAGAGACUGAAGGAGGCCGCAUUGGUCUUACGCAACAUGGUAAUACUCGAGGAAAAUGCUCUUUUCAUGUCCAAAUUUCCCAUGUUCAAGGAUUUCCUCACCAUUGCUGUCUCGCUUCCCGAUCAACCUAGACUGGCAGAAUUCAGACAGUCGGCGCUAGACAUGACCGAGCAGGUCUCCCGAUAUUGGCCAAUCACGCCUAUCGAUCCACUCUACCUCUCUCUGAUCCCUCUUCUCGAAUCCAAUGACAGAUCAGUGCUCAUGUCAGCUCUGAGGUCCAUCAACAGAAUGGGUAUUGCAACCCAGGAAGUUCAUCAACUGACUGGAAUCCCACUCUCGACCAUUGAGAGGCUCUUUUCAAUGAUUCUUUUGGAGUCCGAUGUGGAGCUGUUGGAGGCAACCUUGACAUUUCUGUACGAAUAUACCGCCACGCCGGAUAACAAUACCGAGUUACUCUCGUCUCAGUCUCACCUUCUUCCCUCCAUGAUCCCGCGGUUGAUCAAUCUGUUGUCAUAUCAAGCUUCAGUCACGAUCGAAAAUGUUAUGGGAGCACCCUCGCCUGAAAAGAUACCUAUUACGUCGGUGAUACCCAGCAUCCCACCAGAUCUUCAUGCUCAACUGCUGGGGUUCCCCGAGCCUGAACGCUCCUCCAAAUGGCUCAGAUGUUGUUUUGAAGAAUCACCGACUGAUGAUAUUACACAAAUUGCAAUCUGGCAGGCAUACCAGGGCCGGUUUGCUCAAAACAACCCCAUUCCAGCUGCUGAAUUCAUUAAGAAUGUCUCAAACACUUUCACCACGGCACAAGCCCAAGUCAUCAACGGUAGCACACCGCGAUUCAUCAUCAAGGGGAUCAAGCCGAGGAGGGUGUUAGUUGACCUAGAUAGGAGACUCCGUUUCUUCAAGUGCUUGUGGGAAAUUGGACGGUUAGAUCCGACCGAUCCUGCCAGUCGCAAUAACCAGAAGAGCUCCUUGUGUGGCCAAUGGUACUCAAGCCGCGAGAAUGUUUGGAAUCAUGUGGUCAAUGAUCAUUUGCGAGUUCAACGAACAGCCGAUGGUCGUUUUACAGCGAGUACGCUUGGGUCGUGGACAUGCCGAUGGACUCUUUGUGGCCGAGCGCACCCCUUCGCCAAAGCUAGUGACAUUGGCUCGCACAUCCAGGUCCAUAUCCCAAAGACACCGGAGGGCAUGUCUGAAGUGGUUCAUGAAUUGGCCAACGUGGGUAAAAAGCCAGAGCGCAUUAAUACGAAACAUGCAUACCAAUACACCUUGAUGGAUCAAUCCAAUCAUCCUGCUGGUAUACCCUGGAUGAGUGUGAUGAUUCUUCGAAAUCUGGCACGUUACGCAAACAAGCCCCAAGGAAAUCAAUUUGAGAAAGAUGGCUCUCCUCUUGUGGAUCAGCUGUUUGGUGGUCACAAGUACGCGCUGUUCAACAUUAUGAGUGUCACUCGUACCUUACGUGACUAUAUCGUGGACUUGGUGUACAUGAUUGAGCAAAGUGAGCGUGCGCAGAAACGAGGCGUCAAGAGAGAAUAUGAGUCAGACGAGGAAGAGACGGGCGUGUAA
This is a messenger RNA of Exophiala aquamarina CBS 119918, 2811 nucleotides long. RefSeq lists its product as uncharacterized. Gene Ontology annotation, biological process: regulation of DNA-templated transcription. The record is from RefSeq and is a predicted model, not a curated record. The transcript is spliced from 4 exons. Gene Ontology annotation, molecular function: DNA binding. Bases 1 to 2811 code for a protein of 936 amino acids. NCBI's taxonomy places the organism in Eukaryota, Fungi, Ascomycota, Eurotiomycetes, Chaetothyriales, Herpotrichiellaceae.